Molecule: messenger RNA, 2139 nt
Organism: Ceraceosorus bombacis
Lineage: Eukaryota; Fungi; Basidiomycota; Exobasidiomycetes; Ceraceosorales; Ceraceosoraceae
Source: the annotation of a GenBank genome assembly
AUGCAAGCCCGCGUACCUGGCGCCGAGAUGAAACAGCCAGAUGCAGCAUCUGCCCUCGCUCACACCUCUCACCAGGCGCGCUUGCACGUCGAUGGUCAGGCUGGGAGCUCCUUGCGAGAAGCGGUCUCGCCUUCAUCGCUCGACUCGCUUUCCCUCAAAAGCAGCCAAGAUGCAUGCGAGGAGGGCUUUGAUGAUGGGUGGCGCGACAUUCCAGCCAACCAUUUCCUAGCCCAACAAGGUCGCAAGGCCUCCCGCUUCUCUCCGCCACGCACCACAGCGUCGUGCAGCAACAGCUCCCCAGACGCUGGCGCAUUCCAUCAGCCGCUUGCUGAGCUAGCUGCUGUGCUGCCAGAUGGCCUCCGUCCGCAAGGUCCAAAUCCUUUGCCUGCUCAGAACACGCACGAAGGCUUAGCGGCUGUGGCGCACGAGACCGGCAUGCCGGACACUUCAACUCUUGCCGCAGCAGACUUCGACAUAGACGUCAGAUCCGGCUUUUUGCCACCCGAGGCACCUCUCUCGCACCUCUCGGGUGUAUACGAAGAGUGGGAGUCCAAGCUAGAGGGAGCGGCACACGCGGGCCUCAGUCUCUAUGGCGGCGGUCCGACAACCAACUUUCAUCGCCGUGCGAGCGCAAGGAGGUGGAGGAGGUCAAUUCGUGAAAUGCCAAUCUUGCCUCUCCAGGGAGUGGUGCUGGCCGACAUUCGACACGCAAGGCGCGCUCAUCUCGUCCUCUCCUUCCUCGCGCACUUUUAUUUGCACAGUCAGCCAGAGCCGACGGAGGACUUUCUCGCACCACUUGCGCAAGGCUGGAACGAGGCAACGAAGGGCAAGGGAAAGGGCAGGGAGCACGACGUCUCUCUAGAAGCCGCAGAUGACGCGGCAGACGCAGCACAAGAGGCUGCUGGCAUCUACGCCGCCACAGUCCCCGCUUCCCUUGCAGUACCAUGGACAGGCUUGUCGCGCCAUCUGGACUUGCCGCCCAUUCUGACUUAUGCGACAACAGUGCUUUGGAACUGGCAGUACAAGGAUCCUGCGCGUGGCCUCGCCCUUGACAAUGUCAAAAUUCGCAAUACGUUCAGCGGCACCGCGUCAGAAGAGCACUUCUAUCUCAUCUCGCUGCUCAUUGAGCUGCGCGGGGUUGAAGCUUUGGAACUGAUGCGCAUAUCUCUCGACGAAGCAUUCGUUGCCGAUCAUCUCGCUCGACGACGUAUCGCGCACUACCUCCGUCGGCUUGUCGACGUUGUCCAUGACCUCACGACCCUUCUCGCCAAGAUGAAAGAAGCCUGCGAUCCCGUCACCUUUUACUGGGGCAUCCGACCCUGGUUUAGAGGGGGAGAUUCUGCACCCCGUGGAGGUCAAGGGUGGAUCUACGAAGGCGUGGAUGAGCCGGGUGAGAAAAGGCUGCUCAACGGACCGAGCGCAGGUCAGUCCUCUCUCAUCCACGCCCUCGACGUCUUCCUCGACGUCGACCACACACGUCUCAAGCCUCGCGUAGCUGCGCACAGCGCCAGACAACAGUCUGACGUGGCGCACGCAUUGAGUGAAAGGGACGCUGGCAUAAAAGAAAACGCAACCUUUAUGGAGAAGAUGCAGAUGUACAUGCCUGGACCUCACCGCGCAUUCCUGACGCACCUCCGCAAUCUCUCGUUCGACGAUGACCAUGAGACUUCCUGCCGCGUGAAUGGGCUUGAUGGGGUCUCACGGUCGACGAGCCCGCCAAGCGACAGCGCUUCAUCGUCAUCGGACGAUAUGGGUAUGGACACCGUGCCACCGCCUCCGUCGCACCCCAUCCGUUCUUUGGCGAUUGCUAAGGAGGUCUCCGGCAAGCCGUUUCAAGACGAUCUCGCAAGCGCGUACGACGCUGCUCUGAUCUCGUUGAGGGUUCUACGGGACGAGCAUAUGCGCAUCGCAGCGCUUUACAUUAUCAGCCAAGCCCGCAAACAGCCCCCGCCGGAGUAUGCUCCUUUGCCAAAAAAUUUCACGGGGGCCGUAGAGGUCGAAAGGGUCGCCGGCGCGCAGCAGAGCGACGCCAAGGAAGCCUCCGGCGUACCCAAGGGCACGGGAGGCACGGAUCUCGUCUCAUUCCUGAAGGCUUGCCGCUCCAACACCACGGACGCUCUCCUCGGCUCUCUACGAUAG